CGCUGGGGGGAAGCCGGAAAGAGCGCUGCUUGUAGCUAGUCAUCGCCGUCGACUCGUCGUGGUGGGGGCGACUGGCGAGGCGAGCGAUGGAUCGAACUCUUCCCGUCGCGGCGGCCGUCUCCGUGGUGCUCAUGUGCUUCUCCGGCCUCAGCCGUGCCGAGCGGCUCGGGGCGAGGGAGUGCGAGGAGCUGGGGUUCACCGGCCUCGCCGUCUGCUCCGACUGCAACGCCCUCGCCGAAUUCGUCAAGGACCAAGAGCUGGUGGUGGACUGCCGUAAAUGUUGCACUGAGGAUUCAGAUGAUUCUAUCAGCAAGCUCACAUUCUCCGGUGCAAUAAUUGAGGUGUGUAUGAGAAAGCUGGUGUUUUAUCCAGAAGUUGUUGGCUUCCUCGAAGAGGCUAAAGAUGGCUUUCCUUAUGUGGAAGCCCGUUAUUCCUAUGGUUCUCCACCAAAGCUCAUAAUGCUUGACGACAAAGGCGAACAGAAGGAGACCAUAAGGAUCGACAACUGGAAGCGAGAGCAUAUUCGGCAGUUUCUCAUGGAGAAGGUGAAGCCACUGAAAUCAGACAGCUGAGAGCCUGGGAUGAGUUCCUGUCCCUGUAAAACAUUUCCUAGCUGAUAUCUCAGUAAACUCUAGGGAGUUUGGUUUGUUGCAGGCAAAAUCUCUGCCCAUUUGAAUAUUUCCAUGAUACUUGGGGUUUUUUUGAGUAUGCUAAAGCAGCCACAUCUGAUUCAAAAUAGCAUUGGUACACCUCAAAUGUUUGUACUAGAGAAUUUGCUGGUUAUGGCUUACAUUUGUUCUGUUAUUACUGUCAGUCAGCUGGUACUGUGAUCCAUGCGAAAUUAUUUAUUGUAAUGUGGCGCUUUUUUCCCUGGA
Messenger RNA from Phragmites australis (common reed), 875 nucleotides. RefSeq lists its product as uncharacterized. The transcript is spliced from 4 exons. NCBI's taxonomy places the organism in Eukaryota, Viridiplantae, Streptophyta, Magnoliopsida, Poales, Poaceae. The record is from RefSeq and is a predicted model, not a curated record. The coding region runs from base 87 to 572 and encodes 161 amino acids. Gene Ontology annotation, cellular component: endoplasmic reticulum lumen. Gene Ontology annotation, molecular function: oxidoreductase activity.